AUGGCCGCUUCAACGGGAAUGGCCGGAUUGGGCGAGCCGGACAUGGCCCUCAUAGCGGAAUUGUUGGAAGAUGUUUCUCGAAAUCCGCCAGCGAUUGCAGCUCGAAAGUUACUCGUGGAGCAUUACAUCUCCGUGGGUUGGCUGGAGGCUGCCACGGACAACGCAAAAGACUUGAAGACUCUGGCUCCUCGGGAUCCAGAUGUGACACGAUACUUGGAGACUUUGCAAAGGAAACCUGAUCCUCCGGCUCCUGAAAAGCAAGCGCCAUCCGUUGUCAAACCACCCGUGACAGAGACGCGCGAAUGGGAUCCGAAAACCGGUCGAUACAAGAAGGUCGCACCCGCGAAACACGCGAGGAAAUUAUCUCAAGUACAAGACCCGGAAGUGAAUAGUGACUUGGACGCUACAAGGCAAGACUUGACACAAGGCUACACAGCGUUACGGGCGAAAGCGAGAAGCAUUCUUGCCGAUCUGCUCCAUCUUCAGAACCUCCAGAGAAAAGCUGGCUUACCUCCAUCGAAGAAUGUUGCAAAAGUUCAAGCCAUCGCUGAAGGGGGCGGGGUAAGCCAGGGCAUAACAACAAACUCACCAGGCAGCGCUCGCUCAGUUGCACGUAGGAUGCGCGACCGCCCAGAGGAAGCCGCUAGCAUCGCCAUCUCGGACUUGGAGGACACAGUGAAGUGGAUACGUGUGCCUCAUGGCAAGCCUUCAGGCGCCGAUGAUGACGCAGUCCGCGAUGUCCUCGUGAAGCGAACCGAAGCUGUUCAAUCUACCCUACCCGACAAUUUAAAGAUCCAUUGCGAACAUGCUCUCAUGCAUGUCGAACACGAGCUCUUAACGAGGAAUUAUGCAAACACCGAAACCAUGUUGGGCGACGAGAUCAAGGACAUUCCGCGAGCCAACUUUUACGUCACAGAAGACAACUACGCAUGGUGCAUGGAUGAAUUGGUUCAGGCUAUCACAGCAAACAACGGCGUAUUACGGAACCCUUUGAGUCGAGAAAUGUUCACGCCAAAAGAUAUCAAAGGCAUCCUCCUUCAUCCAAUAGGCAAGCCUCUGGCUGCAUUGGGUGUCGCGCAGCACGAAAUGUCAAAGGGCAUUCGGUCUGACACAAUUGUACACAUGGAAAAGCUUUCAAAUGUUCUCUUGACCGACCAGAGUGCAGACACGCUGCCCAGUCGCAAGGCGGUCGAUGAAUUUCUCGCCUAUGUUGCUACAUCAGUGCCCGAACUGGAGCAGAAAGCGAUCGAGCAACUCAAGUGCCCCGCUCGAGACAGUCAUACUGGACAGGCAUAUGACUUUAGCAUUGGCGAAGCAGUGCUCGACGCCAAAGGAAAUCGAGUCUGCUUCCACAAGACAGGCGACUUUAUCAAGCAGGCGGCCUCAUACUUGCGACAGAAUCAAGGCGCUGCCCCAGACCAAGAUCCAAACACGUGUAGUGUCAUGUAG
Messenger RNA from Parastagonospora nodorum SN15, 1449 nucleotides. RefSeq lists its product as hypothetical. The record is from RefSeq and is a predicted model, not a curated record. Lineage: Eukaryota; Fungi; Ascomycota; Dothideomycetes; Pleosporales; Phaeosphaeriaceae. Bases 1 to 1449 code for a protein of 482 amino acids. The transcript has 2 exons.